AUGGCUACCUUGAGCUGGGAUGCAGAAGGUGCAGAGCUGCGAGCCCGCACGUGCAAGAAGCAAUGGAAGAAGCAGGGACCUGAGAUGAGGUGGGAAAAAAAGGAUGGGAAACUGCAAAAUGGAAACGGAGCACAUGGCAAUUCUGGCUAUGGACUUUUCCCCCCCUUCACCUCAAGCAUCCCGUCCUUAACUGCACCGCUGAUGGUCCGCUGCACCCCUCCACCGUCGCCGGCACAGCGCAGGCAAGUACUCCGUACCUACCUCAAUGAAGGCAGGUACUUCGUCAUCGCACCCGACCCUGCCUUCCUUGCAUUGGGUUGGGUCACUUGGCCAUUCACAUUGGGCGCCGGGCCUCUGUUCACUGAGACUGAGUAUGAAGCAGCACAUGGCGGGCAUGAAAAGAAUGGCAUCAUCUACCUUACCUUGGCUCACCUUGGAUACCAUUCCUACCUGACUUUUCCUCGCCUUGCCUUACUGUAUGCCUUGGGCACCGUAGGUCAUGCGCCCUGCAUGCACGGCCCAUGCCCGGUAGCCAGCUCCAUCAAAAGUUAUUCCAAGGCUGAUGCCCUGAGAACUCAGCACAGCGAUAAUCCCCUCACUGCUCCUAGCCCAUCCCGAUGGGUCGACCAGCUUGUCAACUGGGAUAGCGCUGUCCGGAGCAUAUGCCCCGACCUAGAGGCAUUUGUGACCCCAUCUUGCACUGCAAUUUGA
Colletotrichum paranaense is the source of this 711-nucleotide messenger RNA. RefSeq lists its product as uncharacterized. Lineage: Eukaryota; Fungi; Ascomycota; Sordariomycetes; Glomerellales; Glomerellaceae. The record is from RefSeq and is a predicted model, not a curated record. The coding region runs from base 1 to 711 and encodes 236 amino acids. The transcript is spliced from 3 exons.